Toxorhynchites rutilus septentrionalis is the source of this 2938-nucleotide messenger RNA. Its product is annotated as zinc finger protein 888-like. The transcript is spliced from 2 exons. The record is from RefSeq and is a predicted model, not a curated record. The coding region runs from base 820 to 1929 and encodes 369 amino acids. Gene Ontology annotation, cellular component: nucleus. NCBI's taxonomy places the organism in Eukaryota, Metazoa, Arthropoda, Insecta, Diptera, Culicidae.
CUGAGAGUUCAUUCGUCUCUUAAUAUCCAGGGGUUAGACAUCAAUUGAAUAUAGGCUACCCAAAAUCAAAAUCAAUAUGGCGUCAUUUGUUUAUCAACAUAUCAUUUACGAGGAUUGAAAUCGAAAAAUGCGCUGCUUUAUUCUAACUGCAUGAGCGAUAUUCAUAUUUUGGUUUCACAUGGAGGUGUUCACAUUUAACAUGGAGUUUAAAGUUAGCCACUAUUCGACUAUAUAACCGCACCGAGUUGUACACAACAGUAAUUGAUUGAACCAAAAUGUCAGUAAACCGCAGCAAUAUUGGGUACAUGGCAAUAUGAGUGAUUUGACGCAUUGAGAGUAUCCAACGAUCCAACCAUAAUAGCGAAACUUGUGAUAGAACAUUCUUAGAUAUUGUUUAAUACUUGAUAUAAAAUAUUGACAAUAAUAUUUUAAUGGUAUGGUGGUAUCGCAAUGAAAAGUGCGAUACCACGAACAGCAUGGGGUUUCAUUCUGUAGCUUGAAUUUAUUAUAUUCAAUUCAUGUUUCAGCACAACUAUUUUACCAUCCCCAAAUAGGCAAAAAAUGCUAACGGAAUAUACGGAUAAAUUCUAACGGAAUAUACCAAACUGUGGUGUCAGCUGACAUAUACAUAACUGAAGUCUAUAUAGGUGAAAUAUAUAUUUAGAAAUAAUUCGAAUAACCCGUUUAAAUCGGUAACAUUAAACCUUAAAGUGCAUCUUGCAUCUUGUUGAAUUUUAUUGCUUGCUUUUUCCUUCUAGCUGCUAGCAUGGGAAAUAUAAUUAUAGAGUAGAAAGUAGUCAAAGGAACUCGUUUGUCGAUAUGGAUGAGAAAAAUUUUAAAGUUGAUUUUAUGAAUGGCGAAAGAGCAAAUCUCAUUUACGAACAGAUUAAAACGGAACCCAUCGAUAUCAAGCACGAACCGUUCGAAUUCGAAAAAGAAGGGAACGAUGAUGAGACGACUUCCAGCUAUAACAACGAAAAUGACGAAUCUAGCCGCUCUGAAGGAAGAUCUCGACUUAAAAAACGUUCGAAAGAGGUGAAAACUAUAGCUAACAAAUGUUACAUCUGUGAUAAUAUUCUCGAGAACAAAAGCGAUUUCAAUGAUCAUCUCAAGAGUCACACGAAUAUGUUACGCUACAAAUGUUCACAGUGUAGCACAGAGGCAAAACCAAUCGAAGCAUCUACUGUGACGGCACUUAACAAACAUUUCGAAACGCAUGGCUUUGCAUACGUUUGUACUCAUUGCCCGCUGCGAUAUCGGACCUGGAGUUCGUUUGCAUAUCACGUACGGAAUACGCACGACAAGCAGAAAUCGGAAUACCGCUGUCAAUUCUGCGAAAGAGCUUUCAACAAUUCUCAAGUGCAUCGGAAUCAUGAGAACACUCACAAGAAUCUCAUCAUGAAACGAUUCAAAUGUGAGCCCUGCCAAACGUUUUUCCGGUCGAUGCAACAUCUAUUGCAGCAUCAAACGUCCCUCGUGCACAUCAAGCUUUUGCAAAAAGCAUCAACGCAGAAGCAGGUCAUCAAGGAAAGGAGUGCAAUACCCAGUGAAAAGAAUAGAAAUGACGAGGAGAUGUUUGAAACUGAGAAACAAAGAAUCACCACCAAUUCGCAAGAGAACAAUUAUAACAUUUUGAAGUUGAAUGAAAUUAGUGAAAGCAAUAGCAAAAUUCCAACUGUCAAAUUGAAUCCAAAUGAUGUCGAUGAGAAAAAUGCUGAAAAUUCAAUUCAGGAACAAAUAGAACUAGAAACCGUUGAUAUAAAGAAUGAAUCAUCGAAAUCGGAUGGUGAAGAAAUGGUUGAUGAUGAGACGAUUCAGAACUAUGAGAAGACAAAUGACGAAACUAGCUGUUCCGGCGGGAUAUCACGACGUCAGAAUCAUCCGAAGGAGGUGAAAACCAUACCGAAAUAUGUAGUUUGUGCUUCGUAGGACAUUUUUCUUUUCAGUUCAAGCGAACGCUCGGUUUGUAUUAAACAUUUUUUGGAGCAUUCAAAAUCGUCACUUUUGAAAUCAAAAUAGUCAGCUUUCAAUAUUGUUCAUUAUAAUGUUAUUGUUUAUAACAUCUCAAAUUACAUUCGAAUACCCCUCACAGCAAAUCUUCAAAUUGAAUAUGACGUCAAUUGUUUGAUAUAGCGAAAAAAAGAAAAAAAAAGUUAUUUACAAAUUGCUAUUUUUUAAUUGGGAUAUAGCCCAGUUGACAUUCGCCCAGUUGAAACAGGUUCAGUUAUCGAACAAAUACUGUAAAACACACUUCAAACAUUUUUGAACAUCAUCUGAUGAAAGACUCGGUAUGCUGAUUGAUGAAAAAUAGUUUUUUUUUUGUGGAAAUCAUGGAUAUCGCUCUAUUAUCCUCAGUUUCACUAAAGGCGCACGCAGUGGCGUUUAUAAUUAAUAUCUAUAUAAAAAUGAAUUUCUGUCUGUCUGUCUGAUUCUUAUGGACUCGGAAACUACUAAACCGAUCAACAUGAAAAUUGGUAUGUGGGGGUUUUUGGGGCCGGGAAAGGUUUUUAUGAUAGUUUGAGACCCCUCCCCCUUCUCUAGAGGGGGCUGCCAUACAAAUGAAACACAAAUUUCUGAAUUACUCGAGAAUUAAUCAAGCAAACGAAACCAAAUUUGGCAUGUGAAGAUUUUUGGAUGCAAUAAAUGUUUCUAUGGUGGUUAGACACUCCUCCCGCUCUCUAAGGGUGGGCUGUCAUACAAAUGAAACACAAAUUUCUGCAUAACUCGAAAACUAAUCAAAAUUACUAAAAAAAAUAUAGCAAAAUGUAAAUUCAACGGGGUCGAUUAGAAGAACAAUCAAUGAACAGUUCUGCGAUUGGACCCAUGAACUUGCUCAUAAUAAGAAAACGUCAAUGUUUGAAGGUAUUGAUAGCAACAAACAAAUUUUGGGCAGGACGAAGUUAGCUGGGUCAGCUAGUAAACAUCUAUAAAACAAUGG